UACCGUGUUCCUCCCUCGUCGUCGAUUUCGUCUACCUGAGAAAACGAGCUGUUUUGUCGAUUCCCGCAUGGGUGUUUGAUAUCGGUUCCGCCUUCACGGCUCUUAUUAUGACUUUCGCCGCCUUCUUUGGGAACACCCGUGACGCGGAAGGGGUGUCUAAUGUCGAGGAGCCGCUGUUAAACGGCGUCUCUGCAAAUGCAGAGAGUGUCACAGGGAACAUCUCCUUGUUCGCUAAUGCUGGGUUCCUCAGCUCACUCACCUUCUAUUGGAUCGGCCCGCUGCUCGCCGUCGGCAACCGGAAAAUCCUAGACCUCGCCGACGUGCCGCAGCUGGAGGCACGCGAUAGUAUUAACGGUGUCUUUCCCAUCUUCAAAAGCAACCUCGACUCCUGCUCCAUCACAGGCGGCACUUCAACCGUAACGACAUUCCAGCUGGCGACGGCGUUGCUCCUCACCACGUGGCAACAAGUGGUGGUCACGGCCAUUUAUGCGAUCGUGUACACCUUCGCCACCUACGUGGGUCCCUACCUUAUCGACUUCCUCGUUCGCUACCUCAACGGCGACCCUUUGUUCGCCGGCGCCGGCUACUGGCUGGUGGCAGCCUUCAUCGCGGGGAAGCUCCUGGAGUGUCUCUCGCAGCGCCACUGGUUCUUCCGGUUACAGCAAGCCGGGUUCAGAACCCGCGCCGCCCUCGUCGCCGUGAUCUACCAAAAGGGGCUCAUCCUGUCGAGUCGGUCGAAGCAGAGCCGGUCCAGCGGCGAGGUCAUCAACCUGAUGAGCGUCGACGCCGACCGAAUCGGUCUCUUCAGCUGGUACAUGCACGAUAUCUGGAUUGUUCCGUUGCAGGUCGCACUCGCCUUGCUCAUAUUGUACGCCAAUUUAGGCCUCGCUUCUGUCGCCUCUCUGGUGGCCACGGUCCUUGUAAUGCUGGCCAAUGUGCCCCUCGGGAAGAUGCAGGAGAAGUACCAGGACAAGGUGAUGGAGUGCAAGGAUACGAGAAUGAAGGCGACGUCGGAGAUCUUGAGGAACAUGAGAAUUCUCAAGCUGCAAGGAUGGGAGAUGAGGUUCUUGUCAAAAAUAAUCAAGCUGAGGCAGAACGAGGAAAGCUGGUUGAAGAAGUUCGUCUACACGUCGGCCAUGACAACCUUUGUCUUCUGGGGCGCGCCGAUUUUUGUGGCAGUGAUCACUUUUGGAUUCUGCAUGCUUGCGGGGAUUCCCUUAUCAUCAGGGAAGGUUCUGUCGGCGCUGGCGACUUUUAGAGUGUUGCAAGAGCCCAUCUACAACCUGCCUGACACAAUAUCCAUGAUCGUCCAGACCAAGGUUUCUCUUGAUCGAAUUGCUUCAUUCUUACGCCUCGAAGAGUUGCACUCUGAUAUUUCAGAGAGGCUUCCAAGUGGCACAUCGGAGAUUGCAGUGGAAGUGGUAAAUGGAACCUUCUCGUGGAAUCACUCUUCGGAUUCUCCAACCUUGAAUGAUUUGAACUUCAAGGUGCUCCGUGGCAUGAAAGUUGCUGUUUGUGGCACUGUUGGUUCUGGGAAAUCAAGCUUGUUGUCUAGCCUGUUAGGCGAGGUGCCAAAGAUCUCUGGAAGUGUUAGGCUCUGUGGCACAACUGCAUAUGUACCACAGUCGCCUUGGAUACAGAGUGGUAAAAUUCAAGAUAACAUUUUGUUCGGUAGGGAGAUGGAUCAUGAGAAGUAUGAUAAGGUGCUUGAAGCUUGCUCAUUGAAGAAAGACUUGGAGAUCCUGGCAUUUGGAGACCAGACAGUGAUAGGAGAGCGGGGCAUCAACUUAAGUGGGGGACAGAAGCAAAGGAUUCAGAUUGCCCGGGCUCUGUACCAUGAUGCUGAUAUUUUCUUGUUUGAUGAUCCUUUCAGCGCUGUGGAUGCUCACACAGGAACCCAUCUGUUUAAGGAAUGCUUGCUUGGCCAUCUAGCUUCAAAAACAGUAAUAUAUGUCACCCAUCAAGUGGAGUUCUUACCUUCAGCUGAUCUUGUUUUGUGCAUGAAAGAUGGAAGGGUUGUACAAGCAGGCAAAUACUAUGACAUGCUAAAGUCAGGGACAGAAUUUUGGGAAUUGGUUGGUGCCCACAAGGAUGCUUUAGCAGCACUUGACUCCAUUGAGCUUGACAGUGAUGCUCCCGAUAACAAUGCACAAGUUGGUAACACUGACACAAAAAUUGGUCUAGGAUCUCCCAGCCUUGGGAUCAACAGCGAUACACAAAAUGGUAAGGCAGAUGAAACAUAUAGCCAAAAGGGACAACUUGUUCAAGAAGAACAGAGGGAGAAAGGCCGUGUUGGAUUUUGGGUCUACUGGAAAUACGUAACAAUGGCUUAUGGAGGAGCCCUUGUUCCUCUAAUUUUGUUGGCACAAGUUUUGUUUCAAGUACUACAGAUUGGAAGCAAUUAUUGGAUGGCUUGGGCAGCUCCUGUCUCAGAAGAUGAGCAACCUCCUGUUACUGGAUCAAUGCUCAUCUAUGUUUAUGUUGCACUGGCUGUUGGCAGUUCCUUUUGUAUACUUAUGAGAGCUAUGCUUCUUGUAACAGCUGGAUACAAGACAGCAACAAUUUUAUUUAACAAGCUGCAUAACUGCAUUUUCCGUGCACCUAUGUCGUUCUUUGAUUCCACCCCAAGUGGUCGUAUCCUUAAUAGAGCAUCAACAGAUCAAAAUGCCGUUGAUACCGAUAUUCCUACCCGAAUUGGUGCAGUUGCAUUUAAUUUCAUUCAACUUGUUGGGAUAGUUGCAGUUAUGUCGCAAGUUGCAUGGCAAGUAUUCAUUGUCUUUAUUCCUGUGAUUGCCACCUGCCUUUGGUAUCAGAACUAUUACAUAGGUACAGCCCGAGAACUGUCUAGGUUGAAUGGUGUUUGCAAAGCUCCAAUCAUACAACAUUUCUCGGAAUCCCUGUCUGGAUCAACUACUAUUAGAAGCUUUGAUCAGAAUCAAAGAUUUAUAAACACUAAUUUCAACCUGUCAGAUCAGUUUACUAGACCAAAGUUUCACACAGCCGCUGCAAUGCAAUGGCUUUCCCUUCGUUUGGAUAUGUUGUCGUCAGUUAUGUUUGCUUUUUCUUUACUUUUCCUAAUCUCCAUGCCAAGAGGGGUGAUUGACCCUGGUAUUUCUGGCCUUGCUGUCACAUAUGGACUUAAUCUUAAUAAGUACACUGCCAUUGACAGUGAACCACCUUUGUCAAUAGAAUCAAAUAAACUAGACUCAAGUUGGCCAUGCAUUGGAGAAAUUGAACUUCAUAAUUUGCAGGUUCGCUAUAGACAAAAUAUGCCUCUGGUAUUGAGAGGCCUGACUUGUACUUUUCCUGGAGGAAUGAAAACUGGGAUUGUUGGUAGAACUGGCAGUGGGAAAUCUACUCUAAUACAAGCACUCUUCCGCAUAAUUGAUCCAACCGUCGGCCAUAUAGUUAUUGAUGGGAUUGACAUUUCCACGGUAGGACUUCACGAUCUAAGAUCAAGAUUAAGCAUAAUCCCACAAGACCCAACGAUGUUUGAGGGAACUGUUCGCAGCAACCUAGACCCACUUGAGGAGUACAAAGAUGAAGAGAUAUGGAAGGCCUUGGAUAGCUGUCAGCUUGGGGAGGAAGUGAGGAAGAAAGAACUAAAGCUCGACUCGGAAGUGAGUGAAAAUGGAGAAAAUUGGAGCGUGGGGCAACGUCAGCUUGUUUGUUUGGGUAGGGUGAUCCUGAAAAAAAGUAAGGUGUUGGUUCUUGAUGAAGCAACAGCUUCGGUCGAUACUGCUACAGACAGUGUGAUCCAGAGAACCCUGCGGCAGCAGUUUUCAGAGUCUACUGUGAUCACUAUCGCGCAUAGGAUAACAUCUGUUCUCGAUAGUGAUAUGGUUAUACUUCUAGAUAAUGGAGUCAUUGUGGAGCAUGACCCACCGGCAAGAUUGUUGGAAAACAAGUCAUCUUUAUUUGCGAAACUCGUUGCAGAGUAUACGAUGAGAUCUAGUUCAAGUUUUGAAGAUCUCACAACUUGAAAAACUAUGUUAAUCCUGACAUAUCAAAAAUUUAAUAAAUUUCAUAUAUUCUCUUA
Molecule: messenger RNA, 4039 nt
Organism: Zingiber officinale
Lineage: Eukaryota; Viridiplantae; Streptophyta; Magnoliopsida; Zingiberales; Zingiberaceae
Product: ABC transporter C family member 3-like
Exons: 11
Coding region: 108-3983 (1291 amino acids)
Biological process (GO): transmembrane transport
Cellular component (GO): plant-type vacuole; vacuolar membrane
Molecular function (GO): ATP binding; ABC-type transporter activity; ATP hydrolysis activity
Source: RefSeq, a predicted model, not a curated record